Molecule: messenger RNA, 3896 nt
Organism: Porites evermanni
Lineage: Eukaryota; Metazoa; Cnidaria; Anthozoa; Scleractinia; Poritidae
Source: the annotation of a GenBank genome assembly
UUUGUUACACAAUAUAUAAAUUGAACUUGUUUCAUGCAGUUUCUUUGUUUAGGAUGUUUCGCUCUGCUUUUUGGCAGCUUCUCUGCUUGGUUUGGCCUUUAUUAAGUGUAGGCCUAGUUCACGAAUGCAAUUUCGAUGGGACAGGACUGGUCAAACGAAAUCUAUCCUCCUCCUCGUCAUCGAUUCUACUUUCUCAGCAGCUUCCUGCUUCGAGAGCCAGCUCUCAUUCGUGCAUUGUAACAGCAGCCCGCAGUGACAGUUUUCUGCGAGUCAAGACGAACGCCCUCGGUGAAAUAUCUGGUAAGUCUCUAUUUUUCUCAAUAAAGGCGAUAGUUAUGAUGUUUGAAAUUAACCUUUGUGUCACGAGAAUCAAAGAUUUUCAGAACGCGGAAAGAAUCACAAGCGAACGCAACUGCUUGCGUUUCCGCGCGAGUUAAGGCGCAUUUUUACACUUGAGUGAAAACGCUUGCUAAUCAGGCGACACCUUUGCUUUGCUCUGUUUAGUAUAGCCUUUGUAUACCUUAUAUUGUAUCGGCUUAAUCACUGUUUCCUUGCAUGGUUGAUUGGAAAGUUAACGUUCGGAUAAUGUACUGAUUUAUUCACAUCUAUUUAUAACCCCGGGCAUGAUAAACUUGUUGAUACCAACGUUGCCACCACCACUCAUAUUCUGUUUGAUUUGAUUACCAUUAUCUAUUGAUUUUAAGUAUGGCGUCUUUAAAGAGAGACGUCUGGAUGAUUUUUGUGCUGAGUAAUCCGGAAAACUUUCGCUUUCACUGUCAGUGUUAAAGUACAGUGUGACACGCGACAAUUCGGGGUUCGCGUGACAUGAGUUUGCUUCAGUGACCUCGCAGCCGUUUUCGUCUCGUCCCGCAACACUCCUCCCUUUUAAGGGGGAAAUAGACUGCGAGCAGUCUCUAUUUUUCUUCAGAUUUAGUGAGAGCAAUGCACGCGCGCGGGAGCGGCGAAGCCGCGAGACGCGCGAAACGAGGGCGGCAGCCCGAGAAGGCUUUGCGCUUUCCCAAGGCUCAGUGGGGAACGGCGAGAAACUACACGCGAGACCUGGAGACAAGCGAGAAGCGCGAGAGGGGGAUGAUGGGAACGAGUGUAGAGCGCGUGCGGGGAGCGCGUGCGGGGAGCGCGUGCGGGGAGUGAUUCCCUUUGUCCCCGCUUCACUUAAUAAUUAACUCAAAUGUCCCUCAAAAAGUGAUCGCGAGCAACUGGGUACGAGGCAGACGAAACCUUUCCCGAGGAACGACGUCUCUAUAGAAUUGCUUUUCUGUGGCCAUAAAUCUCAGAAAUGGGGAAAUAUUAGGGCUUUAAUGGAGGCUGACUUGUGUUUGGCUUCUUGGCUGGUGUUUCACUCGGACUCGCGUUUGGUUCGUGAAACGACAAAAAAUAUAUGCUAAUCGAAUAAAUUUCGGACAUCUCAAAGAAAUAACUACCUCGCGAGAAGUGUCUAUCUGGCUAUGCUGUUUUUUUUUUUGUUUUUUUUUGCCUUUUCUCGUCGUGCGGAUUUAUUUAUUUAUGAUUUUUUGGUUAAUUAUUAAUUAGUUUAAUUAUUUUGUUAAAAACAGGAUCCCUUCGUGUAUCCGUGUUUGGAGCAACAGAUUCCUCUUUAGGUCAUCUGUAUGUACCUGUAAACGGAUCUGGAAGCACAUUGACUGCCUGUCCACAGAAAUCCAGCCGUAAGUAUCUCGUUCUUUUCACGGGAACACCAAACCUGAAAUAUUCAGCCGAAAUAUCUGACAACGUGACGACGAUAAAAUUGAACCAAGUGGAGACUUUCGAAGCCAAGGGAACGUCAACGGUGUUCCAGUUUCAGCCAACACCCGGAAUUUCCAAACGACAACUCGAUGUUACUGUAGAGUCGAACACCGAUACCUCGGCUUACCUAAAAGUGUCUCACAACUGUGAUAGCGUAGUAAAUAACAUAAGGCAUCUGGAUUACGACAAAACAUCAAUACGGCUCACAUUUGCCAAAAAGGGGCGAAUCACUUUAUCAAAAGCAUCAAGUCCUCGGCUUGAAGACUCGGGAGACAUGUGGUUUAUUGGAGUCGCUCUUAAGCGCAACGAUACAUCUAAACUGAAGAAUGUAGCAUUAACACUAAAAAGCUCCUUCGACUAUGAUUAUGGUAAGCCAUUUUAUUUCCUGAUAAGUUUAUCUCUCUUCGGGGGAAUCUUCGUCUCCCUGUGGGCGUUGUUGUGUUUUCGAGACCCCUAUAUUCUUGUACAAGAUGAUAGUCCUGUCGAAAGCGGCUCAAGUUAUUCGUCGUCCUCCAUUGCAUCGUCGACCUUUAAAAAUAAUCUAAGAAGCCUGUUUUCUAGUUGUUGGAAAAGAAACGAAGGAGCCAAUGAAUUAACACCACUGAUACGUGGAACUCCCUACAGACAACCACUAAAAUGGACAGAACUAUUCGUUGCUAUGAAGGAAGUUUUGUUUGGACACUGGUUCGUCCGCGGUCCCAAGACCUUUUCCUACAUCACCUGCAUCGUUGGAUUCGUUCUAAUGGUUGGGGCUUUCCAAUUUGUCUUUGAAGACUGGAAAUCGAUGAUUGAUGAUGGCGACCGCGAUAUGUGUUUUUACAAUGACUUUUGCUAUAGAGUCAGUGGCUAUGACAUUCCAUUUAAUCUGAUGAUUAGUAAUCUUGCGUACAUGAUCCACGGCUUAAUUUUAGCGUGGUCUGUGUGGGUAAUGGAAGCCGAGUUAUUAGCCUGGUGUAAAAGACACGCGCGUAACGCGAAAACACGAACACGAUUACCGGAAGGCCAAGUUGAACUUCCCGACCACUGUUUGAAAUGUCCGUACAUCGAGGUUCAUCUGGCAAAAAUGUCCGUCCCUCAAUGUCGAACCAACCCUGAUGAAGCCACCUUGCUGCACGCGAAAGCCCACAAAAGAAAAUUCAAUUUUUCUCUCGGUUAUUCCUUUGCGUGGGCACUAAUAUUUGAAGGUUGCUUUUCAACGCUGUAUCAUUUUUGCCCUACAAAGUUGACUUUUCAGUUCGAUACAGCUUUUAUGUUUGUCAUUGCGGGUUUAAUUGUUCUGUCAUUGUACAAUGGCCUUAGCUUUAAGGCGUGUACAGCUGAUGGGGAGAUGAAAAUGCCUGUCGAGGCAACUAGUUAUUUUCUUUAUUUUAUAGUUCCUUUAUAUGUGUUUAAUUAUUUAGGGUCACUCUAUUACGAAGACAGUCUAAGCUCGGCCAUGGAAAUUUUGUUCAUAAUUUUUCUGGUGAUAUAUUUACUUCUUAUCUUUUUGUGGGCGGCCAGAAAGCUGUUUUACGACGUAUCGAGCUUGAGCGACUUGAGAAAGUGCGAUGCUUUAACCAAGGCUGCCUUUUUCAUCCUAGUCUUUAUGCUGGUUGCUAUCGCUCUUCCGCUAGAGUUCGAAAAAAAUUUCCCUGAAAUCUUUUUGUUUAGCUGUAUCAUAACAUCCUUGCUUGCCAUUUUUGGCCAAGUUGGGAUUAAAUUCUGGAAAAGCGAUAAAACCCAUUGGAGCAUGCAGAAAAUAGCCUAUCUUGUUUUCCAAGGAUUGUAUGUGCUAGUCACGCUAGGGGUUUUCGGAACUGCAGUCUGGAUUUUCAGUGCUAAGGCGACGAGUGAUAAGACAAAGUCUCCUGGAUUAUCACGUGAUCUGAACCACGACUGCAUAUUAGUGGGUUUUUUUGACUACCACGAUUUGUGGCACAUUCUCUCUUCAUUUGGUCUUCUCAUGGGAACUUAUUUGGUUUUGUACAUUAGUGAAUAACGGCUUUAUAAGAGCAGGCCCAUGGCAAGCACAAGAGAUAAAUAUUUGGCCCUCGCAAUCAAGUGCAUGGAACGCGAAUUACUGUUCACCUCAGCUCCUGGUUGCAAGCCUGGGUUUCAACUGUGCGAAGAAACACUAGUUACCAACACAGAAA